Messenger RNA from Geodia barretti, 582 nucleotides. NCBI's taxonomy places the organism in Eukaryota, Metazoa, Porifera, Demospongiae, Tetractinellida, Geodiidae. The record is from the annotation of a GenBank genome assembly.
AUGGCCAUCGACGAGUUCGACGACCUCGAAGCGCGCUACGACUUUCUCACCACGCAGCGCCGGGACCUCGAGGAAUCGAUCAAGGCGACGGGCGACGCUAUCGCACGGAUCAACCGCACGACCCGCGAACGGUUCCGUGAUGCGUUCGAAGCGAUCAACACGCACUUCCAGGAUACGUUCUCCACGUUGUUCGGCGGCGGACGCGCGGGGCUCGUGCUGCUUGACGAGACCGAUCUGCUCGAGAGCGGGAUCGAGAUCAUCGCCCAACCGCCGGGCAAGCGGUUGCAGAAUAUUCAGUUGUUGUCGGGGGGUGAGAAGGCGCUCUCGGCCAUGGCGCUGAUGUUCGCGAUCUUCAGGUACAAGCCGAGUCCGUUUUGCCUGCUCGACGAGAUUGACGCACCGCUCGACGAAGCCAACAUCGGACGCUUUGUCGAGAUGCUGCGCGGUAUGCAGUCUGACACCCAGUUCAUUCUCGUGACCCAUAAUCGCAAGACGAUGGAGAUCGCCGACCGGUUGUACGGAGUGACGAUGGAAGAGCCGGGAGUGUCGAAACUGAUUUCGGUGCAGCUCGGUCAGGCCUGA